Messenger RNA from Nomia melanderi (Alkali bee), 2905 nucleotides. Its product is annotated as putative protein phosphatase 2C T23F11.1. Gene Ontology annotation, molecular function: cation binding; protein serine/threonine phosphatase activity. Lineage: Eukaryota; Metazoa; Arthropoda; Insecta; Hymenoptera; Halictidae. Gene Ontology annotation, biological process: protein dephosphorylation. The record is from RefSeq and is a predicted model, not a curated record.
UACUACGUUUUUUACUUACUUAUUUAAAUUUUAGUGAUAAACUACUUUAUAUAAACUAUUUGUCCGUUGUUUAUUAUAUUUGGCAUAAACUCGUUAAGCACGUGUCGAGCAUCAGCUGUUUGACCACGCCGUUGGUCACGAAACCCUUUUUUAAUUGGUCAUAUCAAAUCAAUGAAUCGUGAUAGUUGAUCAGCUGUUGAUACAUUUUAGAAGAAUCACUUUUUUCCGAGUAUGUUUUGCGAUACAAUUGACAGUAAACGUUUGCAUGGUUAAAUAUGGAACGUACGGAAUAAAAUUUUAAUGUUAUCGAAGUUAUACGAUUUUGUGCAUUUUACAAAAAACUUUGUGAAUCGAAUAUUAGAUAAGGAGGUUAUACUUGCCUAUGUUCGUUUGACAGCACACGAAGGUGAGAUCGGAUGCCAAAUUAAGAUCACAUAAAUAGAUCAAGAGCUAAUGAUAGAUUAUAAUACACUAUAUAUAAGAGAAAACAUUUUCAAAGGAUAAUUCCAUAAUUUUGUAUAGUGGAAGAUGCGAUGCGUAUGAAAUUCUCCAGGAGGUUAGAUAAUCAUCAAUGUUUGACAUUAAAUUUUAAUUUCUUGUAUUUUGUUCAUAAUCUUCAGGAACAUAAUGGGCCAAACACUCAGCGAACCGGUGACAACUAGAAAGUUAAUAUGCUGCAGAGAUUCAAACUAUCGAGUCGGCAGUGCAUGUAUGCAGGGCUGGCGUACUAAAAUGGAGGACUGUCAUGUACACAUAUUAUCACUACCAGAUGAUCCUAGUGCCGCAUUCUUUGCAGUGUACGAUGGUCACGGAGGUGCUGCGAUAGCUCAACAUGCUGGAAAAUAUCUUCACGAGUAUAUAACUAAAAGAAGUGAAUAUAAGGCUGGUAAUAUUGUUCAGGCUGUGCAACAUGGUUUCCUUGAAUUAGACGAAGCUAUGUUGAACGAUACAGUGCUUAGGGAGGAGCAAGCAGGAACCACUGUCAUAGCUCUUCUUAUUAAAGACAAUUUUAUAUAUAGCGCAAAUGCAGGUGAUAGUAGAGCAGUAGCAAGUAUUAAUGGUCAUGCAGUUCCUUUAAGUCGAGAUCAUAAACCUACAUUAAAGGAUGAGCGUGAACGAAUUGAAGCUGCUGGUGGUUGGGUUGAAUUUAACAGAGUUAAUGGUCAGCUUGCCUUAUCUCGUGCUCUUGGAGACUUUAUGUUCAAAAGAAAUGAUCGCAAAUCACCGCAAGAACAAAUUGUGACUGCGUUCCCUGAAAUUCAACAGUUUCAAAUAACAGAAGAUUGGGAAUUUGUUGUUUUGGCAUGCGAUGGUAUCUGGGAUGUAAUGACAUGUAGUGAAGUAGUCAAUUUUGUAAGAACACGUUUAAUGCAAUCCAAAUUGGGAACAGGACAAGAAAAUGACACAAUGGAUCCCGAGGAAAUUUGUGGAGAGCUAGUCAAACAUUGUCUUGCACCAGAUACUUUAAUGGGUACUGGCUGUGACAAUAUGACAGUUAUUAUUGUUUGUUUCCUUCAUGGGAAACCAUAUUCUCAUUUUAUUUCUCGAUUCAAGGAAAUCGAUUGUACAAAUCCUUAGUUAAAUUGCUGAUAUCUCAACCCGAUCAUUUUUAAAUUGACUUAUAUUUUAUUUCACGCCAGGAUAAAAUGAUUGUUUCAUUCAUUAUAAUUAUAAAAUUCUUAAGAGAUUUUCCUAUCUAAAAAAAAGUUGAACAAAUAUAAUUUCCAUCAAACUUAAUACUUUGAGAACGUAUUUAUAAACCAAACAAGUAUAAGAAUAAAUAUAAAAAAUUGAAAUGUUUUAUCAAAAGUAGGAAAAAUAUGUGAAAAGUAAUUACUUUCUUAAUUGUUAAGAUAGGACAAUCUUUUAAAUACCUUCGGGCGUACUGAACUGUUAAUAUUUUAUACACGUAAUUCCGUGAAUUUUAUUUUUAUUAUUAGGGAACUUUGAAAAAAAGAGAAAAUUGAAAAUAAGCUGAAUUAUAAGCUUUUAUUUACAAUUUCGAACAGUGGACCAGAAAUGUCCAAAUAUAAGUUUAAUAACAAUAUUAGUAAAAUGUAGUAGGUUGUUAUUCAAAUUCCACAGCGAUCCUGUAGUGAAGAAACAGCCGCAUUAGCUAGAGAGCUUAUUUUAUCCGCGACCUUGUUCACUCCUUGACGUACACUUUCUCUUACAUCAUCAAAGUCCACAACCCCGGAUCUUCCAUCGCUGAAACGCAUUGACAAAGAAGACGUAGGAGAUGUUGAUGUAGAACUUCCUGUGCCAAAAUAAUCAGCCGAUGAAAUGCUAGAUGAGCCUUCGAAACGACGUAAAUUAGCUUUACGUUCCCACUGCAAUUGAAAUUGUGUGACAUUUAAUCUUAAGUAUAACAUAGAUGUAGAAACAUAAAAUGUUAUUAUUAGAUGAUCGAACUCACAGAACCAUCAUCUUUGCUGUCUUGGAAAUAUUGAUCCGAACUAAUAGCCUUGGCACUACCGAAUUUUCUUUGCGCUUCCGAUUCCGGAGUUGUUGUUUUAUUAUCGUUUUUAAUACUAUUUGGUCGGUUUGAAGGACCUACUCGUUUCGGUGGUUCUGGUUCUGCUAUUACAACAACUUCUUCGCUUCGAGAUUUUUUACUAUUAUUGCUAAUAUAUGGGACUGAUAAGGCCUCGUAAAAUUCAUCUAAACUAAUGAAAAGACUUCGUUCCACAUCAAGAGUUCGCGACUCGGAAGUGGUUACAGUCUUCGACGACGACUCCUGUGUUAUUGUCUGCAUAUCAGCAAGUGCAGAAUGGCUGGCACCACUAUAACGUAUUUAUUAUACAUACUAAUUGUGUUAAUGUUUUGUAUUAAUUUGUUGUUGCAUAGUAUUUCAGUUUUCUUGAAAAGUAUUAAUAGUAGUAAUAAAAAGAAAGUUAUACAUGAA